Messenger RNA from Hyposmocoma kahamanoa, 1308 nucleotides. RefSeq names its product eukaryotic translation initiation factor 3 subunit D (gene eIF3d1). Gene Ontology annotation, molecular function: translation initiation factor activity. Gene Ontology annotation, biological process: translational initiation. The coding region runs from base 1 to 1308 and encodes 435 amino acids. The record is from RefSeq and is a predicted model, not a curated record. Gene Ontology annotation, cellular component: eukaryotic translation initiation factor 3 complex; cytoplasm. The transcript has 8 exons. NCBI's taxonomy places the organism in Eukaryota, Metazoa, Arthropoda, Insecta, Lepidoptera, Cosmopterigidae.
AUGUCAGAACACGUGCUACCGGCCGAAGAGCCGGUGAGGUUCAUCGCGCCAAUAAUUCAAGACAACCUGACAGGAUGGGGGCCUUGCGAAAUGCCGGAACAAUUUCGUGACAUGCCCUAUCAACCCUUCAGUAAAGGCGAUCGCUUGGGUAAAAUAAGCGAUUGGACUGUCAUACAAGACAAGAAAUACCAGAACAAGUACGCAUCUCAAUUCGGCGCUGGAUCGUCAUAUGCGUACUACCACGAUGAAGAUGAGUCAACAUUUCACUUGGUGGAUACAACUCGCAUUCAGAAGCCCCCGUACCAGCGCGGGCGCGCCCGGGGGCAACGCGGACGUGGCGCGAGGGGUGCACGUACUCCAGGCGGUAUGACUACUUUAAGCAAGCAACGUGACCGUAAAAUGGGCAAGAGAUGGGGCCAGCGUGGUGCUCCAAUGAAAAUUCGGGAUGCAUCGGUCACUGUACGACCCACUUGGGUUACCAUUGAGGACAUGGACUUCCCUCGACUUGCUAAACUCUCUUUACCUGGAAUUAAAGAAGGCGAAGACAUUGCAUGCUGUGGUACUCUCGAGUACUACGACAAGGCUUAUGACCGUGUCAAUGUCAAACAUGAGAAGGCACUGCAGCGUAUUGAUCGUAUUUUCCAUACGGUGACAACUACUGAUGACCCUGUGAUUCGACGCCUCAGUAAGACGACCGGUACGGUAUACGCGACAGACACCAUUCUCGCCACCAUCAUGUGCUGCACACGCUCCAACUAUUCAUGGGACAUUGUCAUUGAGAAGAUUGGUGACAAGCUGUUUUUCGACAAACGCGACAACACGGAAUUCGACCUGUUGACCGUGAACGAGACGUCUGUGGAACCGCCCACAGACGACGGCAAUUCCAUCAAUUCGCCACGCAACCUUGCACUCGAAGCUACCUUCAUCAACCAUAACUUUAGCCAACAGGUGCUGAAAUCGGGCCCGAACGAGCCCAAGUUCAAGUUCCCCGAGCCAAACCCGUUUGUGUCCGAAGAGGAAGGCGAAGUCGCCUCCGUAGGAUACCGCUACCGCAAGUGGAAUUUGAACAAUGGUGUUGUUCUGGUAGCCCGUUGCGAGCACGACGCGGUAAUGCAAGGUCCACAGAACGAAACUCAGUUCCUCACGAUCAAGGCACUUAACGAGUGGGACUCGAAGCUCGCAAACGGUGUUGAGUGGCGGCAGAAACUCGACACUCAGCGCGGUGCAGUGCUUGCCAACGAGUUGAGGAACAAUUCUUGCAAGCUUGCUAAGUGGACCGUGCAGGUGAGUACAAUGUGUAACAAGUAG